GCGUGCCUCAGAAUUUUGCUUCAAUGGCUCAGCUAUACUAUUUCAUAACUGUUGUGUCUCUUCUGCUCUUUCUUCAAUCUGAUUCCUAUGCAGAAGCUGGAACCAUUGGAGUCAACUAUGGAAGGCUAGGGGACAACCUCCCACCUUCAACCCAGGUUGUGGCGCUGUUGAAAUCCAGAAACAUAAACCGACUUCGUCUUUUUGAACCGAACCUAGAUGCCCUUGAUGCUCUACAAGGCUCUGGGAUUGAAGUUGUCCUUGGAACACUAAACCAGGACCUCCCACAACUCGCCGCCGACCUCUCCUUUGCCAGAAGCUGGGUCAGUACCAAUGUGAUUCCAUACUCUCAAAAUGUCCGGUUCAGGUACAUAUCAGCAGGAAACGAAGUCAUCCCUGGGAACUUAGCAGCUUAUGUGUUUCCAGCCAUGCAGAAUCUCGAUCAGGCCUUGAGAGAUGCCCAACUCCCAUACAGUAUUCCCGUAAGUACCAGCGUUUCCACUGCAGUUCUUGGAACUUCAUACCCUCCUUCUCAAGGGGAAUUCUCCAUGGACAUAGACCCAAUAAUGAGAUCCAUAACAGGAUUCUUAGCAGCAAAUGGAAGCCCUUUUCUCGUCAAUGUGUACCCCUACUUUUCAUACAUAAAUGACCCGGUAAACGUCCCAUUGGACUACGCCCUAUUCAAUAGUAGCCGGGUGGUUGUGAGGGAUGGGGAGCUUGAAUACAAGAACCUGUUUGACGCUAUCGCUGAUGCCACCUACACAGCCCUGGAGAGGGCCGGAGGGGACUCUGUGAAGGUGGUGGUGACGGAGAGUGGGUGGCCUUCCAAUGAAAAUGGUCAGAUUGCAACCAUUGAAAACGCAAGGAUGUAUAACAACAACCUGGUAGCACACUUAUCAGGAGCAAAAGGGACACCGAAGAAGCCAGGGGAGAGCAUAGAGGCUUAUGUGUUUGCCAUUUUCAAUGAAAAUCUCAAACCCAGGGGCACAGAGCAGAACUUUGGCUUGUACUACCCUAAUAUGACAGAGGUCUAUCAUGUUGAGUUCAUUAAUUAGAUGUGCAUAUUCUUGCUCUGUAUUGCCCUUGGAUUAGUUUGAAGUAUUGGGUCUAUCAUGUUGACUCCAAACCACAAUUAUCAUUGUUAUUUGAUCAUAUUUUACAAUAAAUGUUUCAAUUACAUGAUUUA
Vitis riparia (riverbank grape) is the source of this 1183-nucleotide messenger RNA. RefSeq names its product putative glucan endo-1,3-beta-glucosidase GVI. The transcript has 2 exons. NCBI's taxonomy places the organism in Eukaryota, Viridiplantae, Streptophyta, Magnoliopsida, Vitales, Vitaceae. Bases 24 to 1052 code for a protein of 342 amino acids. Gene Ontology annotation, molecular function: hydrolase activity, hydrolyzing O-glycosyl compounds. Gene Ontology annotation, cellular component: plasma membrane. Gene Ontology annotation, biological process: carbohydrate metabolic process. The record is from RefSeq and is a predicted model, not a curated record.